Molecule: messenger RNA, 1366 nt
Organism: Triticum dicoccoides
Lineage: Eukaryota; Viridiplantae; Streptophyta; Magnoliopsida; Poales; Poaceae
Product: DNA-repair protein XRCC1-like
Exons: 8
Coding region: 155-1216 (353 amino acids)
Biological process (GO): single strand break repair; double-strand break repair via nonhomologous end joining; base-excision repair
Molecular function (GO): damaged DNA binding
Source: RefSeq, a predicted model, not a curated record
AUUCUCUUUUUUUUUUCUUGUGACCUCGAGAAGCCCUUCGUCUUGGCUAGUCAAAUCGAAACUCGCAGGGAACUCUCCAUGGUGGACGGCGAGCUCGGGGGAAUCAGGGCGUGGCGUCAGUAGCCCAAAUCUCAGGUUCCGUAUCCACGCCGUAAUGCCGGAAUCGAGCUCGGAUCCGGGCAAUGGCAAGGGCAAGAGGAGCCUACCCUCCUGGAUGGGCUCCGGCGACGGCGGCGGCGGCGGAGGCGGAGGCGGGGGAAGUCCAGGCAAGAAGAAUCACGCGGAGGAGACCCACAAGAGGGCUCAAGCAGGGCCGGAUUUCUCCAAACUCUUGGAUGGUGUGGUCUUUGUGCUGUCAGGGUUCGUGAACCCCGAGAGGGGCAGGCUGCGCUCCCAGGCGCUGGAUAUGGGGGCGGUGUACCGGCCCGAUUGGUCUGAUGAUUGCACGCUUCUUGUCUGCGCGUUUGCCAACACCCCCAAGUUUCGGCAAGUCCAGUCGGAGAAUGGAACCAUCGUCGCUAAGGAAUGGAUCUCAGAAUCUCACAGCCAAAGAAAACUCGUUGAUAUUGAGCCUUACCUUAUGCAUGCUGGAAAUCCAUGGCGCAAAAAUAAAGUGCCAGUUGAUUCCAGUCAAGGUGAUCAGAAGAAGCCACGUAAAGAGCAUGAAAAGCAACCUGAGAAGACUCAUGCUAAGACACCGCCCUCUGCUGCCACUAAGGCAGGACGUUCAGAUGCUAUAAACAAACAAUUUUCACCUUCAAAAAUUAAACAAUGGGCAAUGGAUGAUUUUGCAAAGACAAUAUCUUGGUUGGAGAGCCAAGAAGAGAAGCCAGAGCCAAACGAAUUAAAGGCAAUAGCUGCUGAAGGGGUUAUCACUUGUCUUCAGGAUGCCAUUGAAUCCCUUGAGCAAGGCAAUGAUAUCAGCGGAGUGGCGGAGCAGUGGAGCUUCGUCCCCCAUGUUGUGGACGAGCUAGUGCGGCUGGACAGAGAGGGCUCAUCGCUGUCUAAAGAGCAGCUGGCCAAACUAGCAACCAAAUGCAAGAAAAUCUACCAGGCCGAGCUUGCGCACAUGGACGGUGGUGACAAGAAGGGCAAGGAGCGCCCCGGGAAGGCUGGGACGGACGAUGCUGAGUAUGACAGCGAUGAUACAAUUGAGAUGACGGAGGAAGAGAUCGACCUCGCUUGUAGACAGUUCUCGGGGAUUAGUAGUAGCUAGGUCGGGAAAUGUUAGUUUGUUUCUGAAGAGAAGAACCCUGGCUGUAUAUGAGUGAGGAUGGUACGGUCGGCAGUGAUCGAAUCGCUGUUGUCGAGGAUUGAUAAGCUUAAAUUUUCAAAUUGUGCUGUUCUUGGUCAAGUAUUUUUUUUA